UUCACGUAGGUAUCACAUAAAAUUACCGACUUUAUCGAUCGAGCGAUACUUUAAAAAUGGUAUUUUUUUAUUACAUUGUCCUAUUCGCUAUUGCUGCGGUCUCUAGUGUUGAUAGUGUUACACCAACAAAUCAGCUACUGGAGAAACAGAUACUUUCAGUUCUAAACAAAUGGCGUGAAGGCGGAGUCCAAACUAAUUUAUUUCCACUUCCUCCAUUAAACCUAAUAAACAUAAACCCAAUAGAUAGCUAUUAUGAUCAGAGAGGCAUUAAAAUCACAUUUUCAAUUGGAGAUAUGAAGCUGCGUGGACUGGACAAUUUCACAGUAGAAUAUUUAAAAGUGACGCAAAGCUUGGAUGAUAUUCGGAUUUCUGUGAAAGUUUUCGUACCCGAUUUAACUAUUAGCUCAGAUAGAUAUAAUCUAAAGGGCCGUGCUUAUUUCUUGUAUCCACUGGAAGGUUUCGGUAAAAUGUCGGCAAUGUUCCGGAAUGUGGAUGCAUCAUUAAGUGUUAACUUUGCUAACGUAGGUGAUGUCGGUAUAAAGAUAGACGACUUCAUAUUGAAUUUUAGUGCUGGCUCGGUCGAUGUUGAUUUGGAGAAUAGCACAUGGCCAAUAAACCACGUGCUGAACAAAGAGGGCGUGGAAAUUAUAAAAAACUUUCACGAAGACAUCGUGAAUAUCGUGCAAGACUACGCUGUACCAUACGUCAACGACUAUUUAGCUAAAGUAACACCGAGAGAAUUUUUAAAAAUAGCAACUAAUAUCGGCGAGAAUUCAUAUGUUAUCAACAAUAAUAUCAAAUAAUAUUGA
Messenger RNA from Pararge aegeria (speckled wood butterfly), 809 nucleotides. RefSeq lists its product as uncharacterized. NCBI's taxonomy places the organism in Eukaryota, Metazoa, Arthropoda, Insecta, Lepidoptera, Nymphalidae. Bases 57 to 803 code for a protein of 248 amino acids. The transcript has 6 exons. The record is from RefSeq and is a predicted model, not a curated record.